Molecule: messenger RNA, 2533 nt
Organism: Spodoptera exigua (beet armyworm)
Lineage: Eukaryota; Metazoa; Arthropoda; Insecta; Lepidoptera; Noctuidae
Source: the annotation of a GenBank genome assembly
UCGACGAAGCUGCGCACACGCUGCUCAGUCUGCGGCGGCAGGUGCGCGAAGGAGGCUGUCUGUCACUCCACUUCGAUUUUACCGGUCUACAUAUCAUCACAAACAAAACAAAAUGGCGAACCCUACGAUUCGAGACUUCUACAGGGGUAGAAACAUCUUGGUGACGGGAGGUACUGGGUUCAUGGGAAAAGUGCUCAUUGAGAAAGUACUCUACUCCAUCCCUGACGUCGGCAAUAUCUAUAUACUCAUGAGACCUAAGAGAGGAAAGUCUGUCGCUCAAAGAAUUGAAGAUAUGCAGCGUUUGAGGCUUUUCGAACGCAUACGGUCGGAAAAACCGGAUGCCCUAAAGAAGAUGAAACCCUUGCAGGGUGAUGUUUUGUUUGAGAACUUGGGUCUAUCCGAUUCUGACAUAGAAAAGUUAUCCAACGAAGUUUCAGUGGUGUUUCAUUUCGCUGCGACCUUAAAACUGGAGGCUCCCUUAAAAGACAAUGUCAAUAUGAAUACUUGCGGUACUCAAAGAGCAUUGGAAAUCGCUAAGAAGUUCAAAAAACUGGACAUUUUCGUUCACCUUUCCACGGCUUUCUGUUACCCUGACUACGAAGUUUUGGGAGAGAGAUGCUACGGCCCACCAGUCAGGCCAGAGAACGUGAUGAAACUGAUUCAAUGGCUGGAUGACAAACAGCUGGCUUUGUUGACACCCUCGCUGCUCGGCCCGCAUCCCAACUGUUACACGUUUUCCAAACGAUUGGCUGAAACUAUUGUUGAACAAGCACACGACGAGUUGCCAGUUGUCAUUGCACGACCUAGUAUUGUUUGUCCGUCCGUCGCGGAGCCUAUGCCAGGUUGGGUGGACAACCUGAACGGGCCAGUCGGCGUGAUGCUGGGCGCUGGCAAAGGCGUAAUCAGAACAAUGCUCUGCGACGGGUCUCUUAUUGCACAAGUUUGCCCAGUGGACAUCGCGAUCAAUGCUAUUAUAGCUAUUGGAAUGAUUGAAGGGAAUCGGAAAGAAAAGCAUACAACGUUGCCUGUAUACAAUGUGAACAACGGUCAUCAGAAACCCACUACAUGGGGUGACGUGCUUACGAUAGCUAAGGAUUACGGACGAAAGUACCCCCUGUCUUGGCCACUCUGGUAUCCCAACGGAGACAUCACCACAAACGCUGUGCUGCAUGAGUACCGAAGAAUCUUCUACCAUCUAGUGCCUGCCUACCUCAUCGAUUUUCUCUUGUUCUUACUUGGACAGAAGAGAAUAAUGAUACGAAUCCAAGAAAGGAUAUCCCAAGGUUUGGAAGUGUUGCAAUACUUUACAAUGCGACCUUGGAACUUCCCGUGUCCUAACUACGAUGCUAUCAAGGAAAAAUUAAGUCCAGAGGAGCAAGUAAUAUUCAAUACUGACAUCACGGAUGCGGAUCGCGACGAGUAUAUGAAGAUGUGCGUGGAAGGAGGUCGUGUAUACUGCUUUAAGGAAGAUCCAACUAAAAUUCCCUAUAACAGGAUUUAUCAUAGAUUCCUCUACGUAUUGGAUUGGUUUGUCAAGAUCAUGUUCUGGCUUUUUGUAUUAUCUUACCUUGCAUCCUGGUUCGAGCCUAUCAAAACAUUGUUCUCUUUAGGAGAACCUGUUGUGAAGCACCUGCCUUUCUUGGGCAAGGUUGUUUGCAAAACAGAAGAACUCUAAAGCUAUACUUACCUACCUUUUGUUGUACGGUGAAGGAGGUAGAGAAUCAAAGUAUCUAUAAACAUUUUCCAAGGAGAACUGAUUACCGUCGACAUUAAGAUAGUCAAAUAUAUCAAUGGGCAUACUGGUGCAAUAGUUUUAAGUUUAGCACAAAGUGUAGGUCUCUAUUAUUAUCUCAUAUUCAAUAGCCUUAGGUUAUGUAAGUACUAAAUUGAGUAGUUUCCUCGGUCAAAACCAGAUAUCUAAGCUGAACUAAAAUAAGCGCACGUUAAUUGAUUUUACGGUAUACUAAACAAAUAUUCGCAAUUAUAGAUAAUUCAAGAGAAAUAGAUUCUUACUUAUGCUCUUUGACGUAAAAAAUGUGACGAUGACGUUGACGUCACAUACCAAUUUUUCAUUUCGGAAAAAGUAUUAAAUUUGACAAGUUGGAAACUACCCUCUUACUAGAAAAAAGUCAAUAGUAUCGUAUACAAUUAUAAGUGUCCAAUGUAGUGAGCCCAAAAUAACUGCUUACAAUUAUAUAUAUCUAACCAUAAAACGGUAACCCCUUUUUCCACUCCUUCACACAAAAGGGGUAAAUAGAUGUUGACGAAUUUUCUUAGUAUCUAUUCACCUCUCUUAUGUAUCUAUUCAACCCUCGAAUUCUAUUCACCCCGUUUCACCAUAGAUAAGUAUUUGAGGACUAAGCCUAACGCAGGUACCUACUUCAUCGUUGUUCAUAUUGCAAUUCAAUGUCAAAAAUUACAAAUUUACAGGACAGUAACAAAAAACGGUUCCCAGUAACCUACCUACGUUACUGGGAAAAAAUUGUAUGGGACCAAAAUGUUUUAUAAGUAUUGUGUUAUUGAUAUAUUGUGU